AUGGCGCCAGCUACGGAGCUCCAGCCAGCGGCAGAAGCAGAGCAGUGGGCAGUGGUGGAGGUAGAGCUGAAUCCAGCUCCGUUGACACCACCCCCUCUAGCACUGGAGCCAGUGUCCCCUCCAUCAGCAGUGUUGGAGCUGGAGCAAGGGCCAACAUGGGCUCCAGCAGGAGUGGGAGCUGCUGAGCUGGAGUCACCUGGACCAUCAUUUCUAGUGAGAAGUCCAUCUCCACCUGUGGCUCUUAAGGAGCGUGAGAAGCUUAAUCUCACGGCCUUCCCUCCUAAGCUGGUGGUGGAGCAGUUGACCGUGAUGGAUGCGGAGUGCGAGAUCCUGAAGAACUUCUCCUCGCCCUGCACUGUCAUCUCUGCUCUGCAGGAAACCUCCACAAGCCACCUGAAGAACACACGGGGGAAGUUUCCCGCUGGGUAUGCCUCUCUCCAUAGGAGGACCAGGGUGGAUGGGGGAUCUCCCGUAUGUCUGCCAUUGGCCCCUCAGUCAGCUGGGAACUCCUGGGAGGCAGCAAAUGCUGGGGACAGGGCCUGGGCCUCGGCAGGGGGUCUCUAAGCCU
Diceros bicornis minor is the source of this 568-nucleotide messenger RNA. Its product is annotated as ral guanine nucleotide dissociation stimulator-like. Lineage: Eukaryota; Metazoa; Chordata; Mammalia; Perissodactyla; Rhinocerotidae. The transcript has 3 exons. The record is from RefSeq and is a predicted model, not a curated record. The coding region runs from base 1 to 564 and encodes 187 amino acids.